Messenger RNA from Closterium sp. NIES-65, 783 nucleotides. Lineage: Eukaryota; Viridiplantae; Streptophyta; Zygnematophyceae; Desmidiales; Closteriaceae. The record is from the annotation of a GenBank genome assembly.
AUGAGCCCCCCGUUUUCACCAGAAAACGCGCGGAAGGACGAUGUGCGGAAGCGGAAUAGCCUGCCUGGUGAAGGGGAUAAGGGCGGGAAAGGCGCGGAGAAGGGCAAAGGAGGCGAGGAGGAGAAGGGCAGGGGGGAGGACGAGCGGAAGAAAGCUGACUGCGUGGGGAAGGAUGUCGAAGGAGGGGUGGGGAAGGGAGGGGAGGGGGAGGUGGAGGGGGAUGAGAAAGUGAAGGAGAGGGAGAUGGAGGCUCGGAGGGCCAAGGAGGACGCGGAGAGGGCUGAAAGGAAAAGGUUACGAGAAGAAGCAAUGGAGAAGCUUAUAGCAGAGGAGACUACAAGGAGGCUUGAGGAGGCGAUUCGGGAGCGUGUGGAGCGAGAACUUACCUCAGAGGAGAUCAAGAGGGAAAUGGCGGCUUUAAUUGAAGAAGGCCGGAGGAAGCUUCCUGGGGAGGUGUCGAGAGUUUUAGAGGAGGAGAAGGAGGCUGCUGAGGAGGAGAAGAGGAGGAAAGAGGAGGAGAAGCGGAAGGAGGAAGAGCAGCAGCAGGAGCUGUUGCAGCAGAAGCAGAGAGAAGCAGAGGAGGCGGAGCGGCAAAGGUUAGAGGAGCAAGCGAGGGAGCAGGAGAGGCGGUAUCGGGAACUGGAGGAGAAGCAGAGGCAGAGGGAUGAAGCCAAGAGGAAGAAGAAGGAAGAGGAGGAGAAGACAAAGAAGGAACAGAUGAAGAUUUUGGGGAAGAAAAACGCCCGGCCGAAGCUAGCGUUUAGCCUCGGUGGUGGGAAAUGA